UCUGGGAGCGGAGGGAUAUGGUGUUUCGCCACGGAGCUGAAGAUCGACUGUUUACGGGUGGAGACUGCAAGGAAUUUAAAUCCCCCCCCGGGUUGUUACGCUACACGUUAAAGACCAAAUAACAGUGGUAGUUGAUGUGUUUCGUUGGAUUAUUCAGUUCAGUUUAAUGUAGUACAUGUGAGCUUGAUAGGCCGUCGGUGUUAGAGUUUUCCAGGGGGUUGUUUUCGCUGUCAGUGGAUGGCCAUGGCGGUGGAGACGCGACCGGAGCUGGUUGGGAAGCGGUUCCUGUGUGUCGGUGGAGACGAGCCGCUGGAUCUCCGGGAUAUCGGCCGCUGGGGCUGGCGAGCUGGGGUCAUCCGAGCCGUUACUCACCGGGACAACAACCAUUCAGAGUUGACGGUGUACGUGGAGUUUGAUGACCUGGAGUGGGAGAAGCGUGAGUGGGUGAAAGUGUACGAGGACUUCCAGGUGUUCCUGCUGGAGCAGCAGCUGGUUUGGGCCAAGAGGAGAGAGGGCACCCUGCUGGUGGAGAACCCCCAGGGGACUAAAGACAAGCACAUCCAGUGGCCAGCUCUGACGUUCAGACCUCUGGUGGGGAAGGCUACUCUGGGUUCCAUCACGGCUGUAGAGUUCUUCUCUGACAGACAACUGGACUUCCUGUCUGACCACGGAGCAUACCAGCCCUACCAGGACGAAGUGGACAGUUUGAGUCCUGUUCUCAGGGACAACCCUCAGCUUCAUGAAGAGGUCAGGUUCUGGCUCAAAGAUCAAAAGGUUCAGGACAUUUUUUUGCAAGGUCCAUAUUCAUUAAAUGGUUACCGAGUUCGUGUUUACAGACAAGACUCGGCCACUCAGUGGUUCACAGGGAUCAUCACACAUCAUGACCUCUUCAGCCGUAGCAUGGUUGUGAUGAAUGACCAGGUUCUAGAGCCCCAGAACGUUGACCCCUCUAUGAUCCAGAUGACCUUUCUGGACGAUGUGGUCCACUCUCUGCUGAAAGGAGAGAACAUCGGUAUCCAGUCCCGACAACACACACGGUCCCGUUCCAACCAGAACAACACUGCCCACGAACAGAUGCAGCACUGCCCUGGGAAAGGCUUAGCAGGACCUGGCUUCUCCAGGAGGAAGGGAUCUGACAGCAGUGUCCCUGAUGAUGACUUCAAGGGAGACGAGGAGGUGAAUGAUGAGGAGUGGGAACUAGAGGAGAAGAAAUCAGGUUUGAAAAUACUGAGAAGCGAGACUACAGUGAGGUCUGACUUCUCUGAGAGCAGUGACUCUGAGAUGUCUACCAAGAGAACCAGGACGGCAGACUCCUCCUCUUCCUCAGAGCAGAACUCAGAGGAGAAGCUAAAAGGAAAGACCGGCCAGGAGGGGCACAAGACCCAGGGUUCUAAGACUGGGAAGGAGUCUGCUCUGACAGGCAGUCUCUCCCCCUGGGGUGAGGAGCUUCAGAAGGCGGAGUUUCAGCAGUCAUCAGCCGACAGGGAGCAGAGGUCAUCCCUACGACAACCUCAACGACAGGGGGAAUGGUCUCCACUGCAACAGCAGCAGGCCCCUCCCCUGUCCUCCUCCUCCCAGGGCUCUGCCCCCUCUGAGGGCCAAGGGGAGUGCAUCAUGGAGAACAACAGCACUAUGAAAGCCCAGACCCAUCCCCAAUCCAAGGACCAGUACACCAGCGCUGAGGUGGUCUCCAGGACCCAGACUCCCUCUCAGUAUAUAAUCGCCAUCACAGCAGAGGACGCUGACGCACACAUGGCCUCCCGGGAGAACUCUGAGGCCGUCUCGGCUCUACUGGCCUCCCAGAAUCCAUCUGAGCCCUCCUACCUCUCUGAGCCCAGCAGACAUUUGGUGCUGAACCCCUCUGUUGCCCCUCCCUCUCCCCUUCGUAAGAGCCACUCGGAGUGUGACCUUAGGAACCAGAUUCCCUCAGUGUUAGAGUGUGACCUUAGGAACCAGACUCCCUCAGUGUCAGAGUGUGACCUUAGGAACCAGACUCCCUCAGUGUCAGAGUGUGACCUUAGGAACCAGACUCCCUCAGUGUCAGAGUGUGACCUUAGGAACCAGACUCCCUCAGUGUCAGAGUGUGACCUUAGGAACCAGACUCCCUCAGUGUCACCUCCAGACUCCCUCAGUGAACCAGACUCCCUCAGUGUCCAGAACCAGACUCCCUCAGUGUCAGAGUGUGACCUUAGGAACCAGACUCCCUCAGUGUCAGAGUGUGCCCUUAGGAACCAGACUCCCUCAGUGUCAGAGUGUGCCCUUAGGAACCAGACUCCCUCAGUGUCAGAGUGUGACCUUAGGAACCAGACUCCCUCAGUGUCAGAGUGUGACCUUAGGAACCAGACUCCCUCAGUGUCAGAGUGUGACCUUAGGAACCAGACUUCCUCAGUGUCAGAGUGUGACCUUAGGAACCAGACUCCCUCAGUGUCAGAGUGUGACCUUAGGAACCAGACUCCCUCAGUGUCAGAGUGUGACCUUAGGAACCAGAUUCCCUCAGUGUCAGAAUGUGACCUUAGGAACCAGACUUCCUCAGUGUCAGAGUGUGCCCUUAGGAACCAGACUCCCUCAGUGUCAGAGUGUGACCUUAGGAACCAGAUUCCCUCAGUGUCAGAAUGUGACCUUAGGAACCAGACUUCCUCAGUGUGUAGGAAGCCGGAGGUAAAGCAUGACAUAGCUGGCAGCCUGGGCAGUAAGAUGGGGUUAGUCCAUUCAGUGGUGAUCAGACCUAUGGCAUCAGUCAGUGAGUCUGCUGCUGUAGUAGAGAGAGAGCAGCUAUAUUCCUCCAUGCUGCCCUGCAUUAAGAACGCCUCAUUGGCCGACGAGGCCAGGAAGUCGUACAAGCUAAGCCCCUCCCCUGAUGUCCCCAAGCCCCUCCCCUCCCCAGAGGCCAUGAAGCCGAAGCCCCUCUGCUCCCCUGACAUCGUCAAGUCUAAAACACAGAGUGUUCUGGAGACUUGUUCUAAACCCAAACCCCUCACCUCCCCAGAGGUGUCCAAGCAUAAAGGCCGUUACCCGGACAACACCCCUCGCUCCAGCUUUAAGCCCGUCCUGGCCCGAGGGACUGAGUCGCCAGGAUCUUGCACUAAGAGCCCGCUAAUCAUUGAUAAGAACGAGCAUUUCACCGUGUACCGGGACCCUGCGCUUGUCCGUCCCAACCAGGAGACCAACCACGUGUCCUAUCUGCACCCCCAGCUCCACCCCCUCCAUGCCUCCUCCCACGCCUCCUGCCUCACCCCCUCUUCCACCCACCACCACACAUCCCACUCCCACCACCACCUUCUCUCCGGGGUGCUCUCUGGCCUGCCUCCAGGCCCCUUGCUGGGGGGUCAUCCCCGACUAGACUCCUCAGGGCUGGGGCACCUGGGACUAGCUCAUCACCACCCUGUCUCUCAGCCCCAGACACACAGCCACACCUCAGCCUCAUACAACCAGCUGGGGCUGUAUCCAAUCAUCUGGCAGUACCCCAAUGAGACCCACUCCUAUCCCCCCAGACUCAACCUGCCCGGGUCCAAGUGGGUGCACCCUGAAAACCCUGUCAGCUCUGAGACCAACAUGAGGAAGAACACGGCCAGCCCUUGGCUACACCACCAGGUCCCUGUCUCCUCCUCUGACAGCCUGGACCAACUGAGCCACGUCCCGGUCCCGAUCCGACCAGCCAGCGCCGACCCUCACCGGUCCGACCCCCAUCCCCACCGUUCAGAACCACACCGUUCGGACACCCACCGGCUCAUCAAGAUCAACCCCCACGCCAGCCCCCCUCUGCCACCGGCCAAGACCGCUGGAGAUCUUCACAGGGAGGAUUUGAAGGGUUUUGUGGACCCCAUCAGAACCAUCACUCUGGCCCACCUGAAGCAGGAGCAGGACCGCAGCAGAACCCCGACCGGGAAGGACAGUCACCUGCACCAGCUCUACCUGGAGGCCCGUAAUAAACAACAGCAGCAGAGGAUGGCCCAGCAGCAACAACAGGAAGCAGGGCAGAGGGACCGGGCCAGUCAGUAUAAGGAGGAGAACAGACGGAUCCUCCAGGAGAGCAUUGAGGUGGCCCCCUUCACCGCUAAGAUCCGCUCCAGUGAGACCGACAGGGAGCCUAACCCCUACCCCCGGAUCCCCUCGCUCCCCUCCCUGCCCCACCCCUACCCCCGGAUCCCCUCGCUCCCCUCCCUGCCCCACCCCUACCCCCGGAUCCCCUCGCUCCCCUCCCUGCCCCACCCCCAGCGCCUCCACCAGGAGAAGGAAACGGAGCCCCCUGCUGCAGACCUGUAUAAGUUUAAACAGCAGUCCCAGCACAGUCCGCCCCCCAGUAACUACUUCACUACCCUGUCCAACAGUGUGGUCAACGAGCCACCGCGUCUCUACCCCUCUAAAGAGCUCAACUCAUACUUUGACAAGGGGAGCAGGGAGCAGGAGUCUGCAGCAGCCUCUAGUCUCUCUCUGGGAGGAGGGGCAGCGUUCAGCUCCAAGUCCCUGUCCAAACCCCCUCCUCUCAUCAAACACCAGGCUGAUGGGGAGGGUCUGCUAGGGAAGAUAUCAGAGCAGCUGAACCAGCAGGUAAGCCUAUCCAACAUGCAGAGGUAUCGUCUCAGUACCAUAGUCAGCCCUGUUAGUCCAGACCUCUCGCCUUCCUCCAGUCAGAGCCAGAGUCAGACCCAGAGCCAGACCCGAACCCACUGUCAGACCCAGAGUCAGACCCAGAGCCAGACCCGAACCCACUGUCAGAGCCAGAGUCAGACCCAGAGCCAGACCCGAACCCACUGUCAGACCCAGAAACAGAGCCAGACCCAGACCCAGAGCCAGACCCGAACCCACUGUCAGACCCAAGCCCAACUAAGGUGUAUGCCAGCACUGCACCGUGCCCCUGUGUUCCACCCUCCUAUCCAGCAGACACUGGACAGGAAGGAGGCGGGCUACGGCCGCUUGUCUCCACCCACCCUGACCCCCAUCCAGCCAGUCAGCUCGGCCGGUAAGGUGUCUGAGCAGCAGAAACCGCCCACCCUUCUGCCCGAGCUACGGGAGGUCAGCGCCGUGUGUAAGGGCGGGGCAGCGAUGACCUCAUCCGAGGUGUGCCGAGCCGGCGACUCUCAGAGCCACGACAAGCUGGGAUGGCAUUCUGAGAUGAGCCCCGGCAGGAAGCCUGGGGCCACCACGGCGUCUGUUAUCGUCCGUCCCUCGACGUGUAUAAAGUACGACGGCUCGCCAGGCGCCAAGACCUCUUCCUCGGCCAAGGACUCUCUGACGGGGAGGAUGUUCCCAGGCGGCAGGCCUCAGACAGUCUGUCUGAAACUGGCCUAUGAGAGAGACAGGGAGUCUGGAGGGAAGGUGAUCCUGCCAAACACUAACUUGGAGGAGGCUGUUUGCGUGCAGCAGUACAAUAACAACUUUAUGAGAGUGCCCCAGUCUCAGGGAACCUUUCCAGUCUCUGUCUCGGCUGCUGCCAACUCUGUGUGCAAUAGGAGUAGUGAUGUGACUAGGGCAGACUCCAACAUGGCUACCUACGGUGUGCUGAGUAGAAGACAAGAGAGAACCUACUGUGGGCCCAACACCUCCAGCGCUAGCAGGACAGAGAGCUGUGGCCCUCGGGGCAGGGCCUUCCACUCAGGGCCUGGGUUAGAACCAAGGGCCGAGCUCCAGCAACAGGAGGGGAGCUCCUCCAGAACCUCAUCCCCCAACCUGCACCCCGGCCCCAGCCUGGCCAGCCGCACCCAGGCCUCUCCCAACCCCAGCCAGUCCUACUAUGGGAGCUUUAUCCAUCUGAAGAAACACAAGGCAGCGUUGGCAGCAGCCCAGCAGUCCAGAGGUCCUAGCAGCAGCCCCAGUGGUAGUGGUCCUGAGAGCCUGAUUGAGCCAUCUAACAGUAAAGCUCUUCACAUCUCCCCUCCACCUCCCCUUGCCUCGGCCUCAGCCCAGAACCACAGAACCACAGAAAGCCCAGGACCACAUCAAGCAGGAGCUAGCCCCAGCCCUGGCCCCCUUCCCAAUGGCCAGCCAGCCCAGAUGAACCAGAGCCAGUCUCAACCCAACUACCACAAGCUGAAGAAGGCCUGGCUCACCAGACACUCCGAGGAGGACAGAAACAUAAACACUAUGAUGAAAACAGAGGAGGCUGAUAAGUCUGUUACCACCACUGUGAGCCCCUCUGUGUCCAAGGCUGUUACCACCACUGUGAGCCCCUCUGUGUCGAAGGCUGUUACCACCACUGUGAGCCCCUCUGUGUCCAAGGCUGUUACCACCACUGUGAGCCCCUCUGUGUCCAAGUCUGUUACCACCACUGUGAGCCCCUCUGUGUCGAAGGUUGUUACCACCACUGUGAGCCCCUCUGUGUCCAAGGCUGUUACCACCACUGUGAGCCCCUCUGUGUCCAAGUCUGUUACCACCACUGUGAGCCCCUCUGUGUCCAAGGCUGUUACCACCACUGUGAGCCCCUCUGUGUCGAAGGUUGUUACCACCACUGUGAGCCCCUCUGUGUCCAAGGCUGUUACCACCACUGUGAGCCCCUCUGUGUCCAAGUCUGUUACCACCACUGUGAGCCCCUCUGUGUCCAAGGCUGUUACCACCACUGUGAGCCCCUCUGUGUCGAAGGUUGUUACCACCACUGUGAGCCCCUCUGUGUCCAAGGCUGUUACCACCACUGUGAGCCCCUCUGUGUCCAAGUCUGUUACCACCACUGUGAGCCCCUCUGUGUCCAAGUCUGUUACCACCACUGUGAGCCCCUCUGUGUCGAAGGUUGUUACCACCACUGUGAGCCCCUCUGUGUCGAAGGUUGUUACCACCACUGUGAGCCCCUCUGUGUCGAAGGUUGUUACCACCACUGUGAGCCCCUCUGUGUCCAAGGCUGUUACCACCACUGUGAGCCCCUCUGUGUCUGAGAUGGAGAUGAUCAAGCCUUGCACCGUCACUCUGAUUGCCUCUACCUCCAGUGAUGUGGAGAUGAAGAUAGAAGAGGUCAAAGGUCAGGAGGACAAGAUGGCCGCUGAGGACAGGAAUACGCGGCGUGGGAGCAAGAGGGUGUACGACCACGACUCGGCCUCAGAGAGCGGAGAGGACUCUGACGCCAGCGAGAGCAGCAAGCAGGAGCAGAGGGCGAAGAGGCAGCCCAAACCCACCUACAAGAAGAAACAGAACGACAUGCGCAGGAGGAGAGGAGACGGAGAGAAAGAUGAGGAUGAGCUGAAACCCAACGGGAUCUUUAGGAGCGCCAGGGAGAAGACCAAACUGAAACUGUCCAGCAACAAUGGUAUCCCCCGCUCUGUGCUGAAGGACUGGAGGAAGGUGAAGAAGCUGAAGCAGACGGGGGAGUCGUUCCUGCAGGAUGACUCGUGCUCCGAGAUUGGACCCAACCUGCAGAAGUGUCGGGAGUGUCGUGUUGUUCGCAGCAAGAAGGGGGAGCAGCCGGCUCAUUCCCCUGUCUUCUGCCGCUUCUACUACUUCCGCCGCCUGUCCUACAGUAAGAAUGGAGUGAUCCGUGUGGAUGGCUUCUCCACCCCAGAUCAGUUUGAUGAGGAGGCUCUGUCCCUCUGGGCUCCUGAUGUAUACGAGGAGAAUGAGUUGGACCCGGACUCCUCCAAGUACAUCCUCUCAUAUAUAGGAGACCAGUUUUGUCAGAUGGUCACCACUGAGAACACUGCUGCUACAUGGAUCAAAAAAGAUGCCAAGAUGGCCUGGAAGAGGGCAGUGAGAGGGGUCCGGGAGAUGUGUGACGCGUGUGAAGCCACCUUGUUUAAUAUUCACUGGGUCUGCCACAAAUGUGGCUUCGUGGUUUGUCUGGACUGUUACAAGGCAAAGGAGAGGAAGACCUCCAAAGACAAAGAGCUGUAUGCCUGGCUGAAGUGUGUCAAGGGACAGCAGCAUGGUCACAAGUACUUGAUGCCAACUCAGAUUAUCCCAGGAACUGUUCUGACAGAGGUGGUGAGCGCCAUGCAUCUGUUCAGGGAGAAGUACAGCAUCAGGUCUCCCUGUGUCUGUACUGGGAAACACAACCCUCUACUCAGCAAGAUGCCUGCUACCAACGGAGUCUCUCAGGUUCUCCAGAACGUGUUAAACCACAGCAACAAGAUCUCUCUAUGUAACGUGAAGACAGAGACUGGGCAGCUGAACCCCAUCCAGGGUAAAGCUGAGACUAACGGAGGCUCCAGCCCUGCCUCGGACCCCUCCUCUGACUCCAAACUGACUCCCCCGGAGUCCCAGAGCCCUCUCCACUUCCUGGCUGACCUGACUGAACAGAAGUCACGGGAAGACAAGAAAGAAAACAAGGAGUCUCCUCUGGGUAAGGUGGGCAAGGAGGAGAAGGUCAGUAGCCUGGAGUCUCUCCACUGUAAAGCGUCUAGCCUGGUGUCUAACAUCACAGAACAAGGCUCUACUCUAAGAGACCUCCUGACGACCACCGCUGGUAAACUCCGUCUGGGCUCUACUGAUGCUGGCAUGGCCUUCGCUCCUGUAUACUCCACCGCAGCACAGAUGGGGAAGAGCGGCCGUAGCAUGCCCAACAUCCUGGAUGACAUCAUCGCGUCCGUGGUGGAGAACAAAAUCCCUGCCGGCCGAGGAGCCAAGCUGAGUCUGAAGCUGGAGGCCACCACCACCACCACAGAGGACAGGGAGGUGAAGACAGAGAGGAUCGAGAGGAAGAAGCAGCCUGGGACGGGGACAGGUCCUAACCCUGGGACGGGGACAGGUCCUAACCCUGGGACGGGGACAGGUCCUAACCCUGGGACGGGGACAGAAGAGCUUCCUGUACCCAAGCCUCAGCUAGAGAAGGCCCUGCAGCUCCAUGCUGACAUCCCCCACUGCUGGUUGUAUGAUCGCAGACUGCUCUGGCUGAAAGACCAUCGACACCCUGGCAACUGGAAGCUGUUCAGAGAGUGUUGGAGACAGGGACAGCCUGUCCUGGUGACUGGGCUCCAUAAGCCUCUGAAUGCAGCUCUGUGGAAGGCAGACAGCUUCAACCUGGAGUUUGCUGACCAUCAGGGAGACCUGCUGAACUGUAAAGAUGGACUUGUCUCGAACUCUGGAAUCAACGAGUUCUGGGACGGCUUCGAGGACCUCACCAAGACCCAAGUCUAAAGACAAGGAGACACCGUGGUGUACAGGCUGAAGGACUGGCCAUCAGGAGAGGAGUUCAUGGCCCUGAUGCCUUCCAGGUAUGAUGACCUGAUGAGGAAUCUGCCCCUGCCUGAGUAUUGUGACCCUGAAGGGAACCUCAACCUGGCCUCUCAUCUACCCAGCUUCUUCGUACGCCCAGACCUCGGACCACGCCUCUGCUGUGCUUAUGGAGUGGCAGCGUCUCAGGAGCAGGACUUUGGGACAGCUAACCUUCACAUGGAGGUCUCUGACAUCGUCUCUGUCCUGGUGUACGUAGGAGUGGCCAAGGGGAACGGAGUCCUGUCCAAGACGGGAGUGUUGAAGAGACUGGAGGAGGAAGACUUGGACGACAGCGUGAAGAAGAGAUUAAAGGAUUCCAGCGAGACGCCUGGAGCCUUGUGGCACAUCUACAUUAGCAAAGAUGUGGAGAAAAUUAAAGACUUUCUGCACAAGCAGGUUGCUAAGGAGCAGGGGGCGGAGAUUUCAGCAGAGCACGACCCAAUCAGAGAGCCGGGCCGGUACCUGAGCAGGAAGUUGCGUCAGCGUCUGUGGGAGGAGCAUGAUGUGCAGGGCUUGACCGUGGUUCAGUUCCUGGGGGACUCGGUCCUCAUCCCGGCCGGGGCGCUGCACCAGGUGCAGAACCUUCACAGUUGUGUCCAGGUGAUAAAUGACUUUGUGUCUCCAGAGCAUGUAUUCCACUCCUUCCACCUGACACAGGAACUGAGGUCCUCCAGAGAAGAGCCCAACUACGAAGAUAAACUACAGGUAAAGAACAUCUUGUUCCACUCUGUGAAGGAUGCAUUGACGUCGCUGAGGAGGUACAGCCAGGAGGAGGAAGAGAACUCCUGACCCGUAGUCCCCCUGGCUCCUCCCUCUCUGGCUCCUCCCUCUCUGGCGCCUCCCUCUCUGGCGCCUCCCUCCCUGGCGCCUCCCUCCCUGGCGCCUCCCUCCCUGGCGCCUCCCUCUCUGAGACAUCUUCCUUCUGCCUGGAACAGAUAUAUACACACUGACACUAACCACAACAGCAGAACACACUACAACACACUAAAACUACAUGUUACUGACCAGCAUCACUACACAGCAUCAAGAUACUGACCAUAGCAGCAUCACCACCCAGCAUCAGGAUACUGACCAUAGCAGCAUCACCACCCAGCAUCAGGAUACUGACCACAGCAGCAUCACCACCCAGCAUCAGGAUACUGACCACAGCAGCAUCACCACCCAGCAUCAGGAUACUGACCAUAGCAGCAUCACCACCCAGCAUCAGGAUACUGACCAUAGCAGCAUCACCACCCAGCAUCAGGAUACAGACCAUAGCAGCAUCACCACCCAGCAUCAGGAUACUGACCAUAGCAGCAUCACCACCCAGCAUCAGGAUACUGACCAUAGCAGCAUCACCACCCAGCAUCAGGAUACUGACCAUAGCAGCAUCACCACCCAGCAUCAGGAUACUGACCACAGCAGCAUCACCACCCAGCAUCAGGAUACUGACCAUAGCAGCAUCACCACCCAGCAUCAGGAUACUGACCAUAGCAGCAUCACCACCCAGCAUCAGGAUACUGACCAUAGCAGCAUCAGGAUACUGACCAUAGCAGCAUCACCACCCAGCAUCAGGAUACUGACCAUAGCAGCAUCACCACCCAGCAUCAGGAUACUGACCACAGCAGCAUCACCACCCAGCAUCAGGAUACUGACCAUAGCAGCAUCACCACCCAGCAUCAGGAUACUGACCACAGCAGCAUCAGGAUACUGACCAUAGCAGCAUCACCACCCAGCAUCAGGACACUGACCAUAGCAGCAUCACCACCCAGCAUCAGGACACUGACCAUAGCAGCAUCACCACCCAGCAUCAGGAUACUGACCAUAGCAGCAUCAGGAUACUGACCAUAGCAGCAUCACCACCCAGCAUCAGGAUACUGACCAUAGCAGCAUCACCACCCAGCAUCAGGAUACUGACCAUAGCAGCAUCACCACCCAGCAUCAGGAUACUGACCAUAGCAGCAUCACCACCCAGCAUCAGGAUACUGACCAUAGCAGCAUCACCACCCAGCAUCAGGAUACUGACCACAGCAGCAUCACCACCCAGCAUCAGGAUACUGACCAUAGCAGCAUCACCACCCAGCAUCAGGAUACUGACCAUAGCAGCAUCACCACCCAACAUCAGGAUACUGACCAUAGCAGCAUCAGGAUACUGACCAUAGCAGCAUCACCACCCAACAUCAGGAUACUGACCAUAGCAGCAUCAGGAUACUGACCAUAGCAGCAUCACCACCACAGCAUCAGGAUACUGACCAUAGCAGCAUCACCACCCAGCAUCAGGAUACUGACCAUAGCAGCAUCACCACCCAGCAUCAGGAUACUGACCAUAGCAGCAUCAGGAUACUGACCAUAGCAGCAUCACUACACAGCAUCAAGAUACUGACCAUAGCAGCAUCACCACCCAGCAUCAGGAUACUGACCAUAGCAGCAUCACCACCCAGCAUCAGGAUACUGACCAUAGCAGCAUCACCACCCAGCAUCAGGAUACUGACCAUAGCAGCAUCACCACCCAGCAUCAGGAUACUGACCAUAGCAGCAUCAGGAUACUGACCAUAGCAGCAUCACCACCCAGCAUCAGGGUACUGACCAUAGCAGCAUCACCACCCAGCAUCAGGGUACUGACCAUAGCAGCAUCACCACCCAGCAUCAGGAUACUGACCAUAGCAGCAUCACCACCCAGCAUCAGGAUACUGACCAUAGCAGCAUCACCACCCAGCAUCAGGAUACUGACCAUAGCAGCAUCACCACCCAGCAUCAGGAUACUGACCAUAGCAGCAUCAGGAUACUGACCAUAGCAGCAUCAGGAUACUGACCAUAGCAGCAUCACCACCCAACAUCAGGAUACUGACCAUAGCAGCAUCACCACCACAGCAUCAGGAUACUGACCAUAGCAGCAUCACCACCCAACAUCAGGAUACUGACCAUAGCAGCAUCACCACCACAGCAUCAGGAUACUGACCAUAGCAGCAUCACCACCCAACAUCAAGAUACUGACCAUAGCAGCAUCACCACCCAGCAUCAGGAUACUGACCAUAGCAGCAUCACCACCCAGCAUCAGGAUACUGACCAUAGCAGCAUCAGGAUACUGACCAUAGCAGCAUCACUACACAGCAUCAAGAUACUGACCAUAGCAGCAUCACCACCCAGCAUCAGGAUACUGACCAUAGCAGCAUCACCACCCAGCAUCAGGAUACUGACCAUAGCAGCAUCACCACCCAGCAUCAGGAUACUGACCAUAGCAGCAUCACCACCCAGCAUCAGGAUACUGACCAUAGCAGCAUCAGGAUACUGACCAUAGCAGCAUCACCACCCAGCAUCACCACCCAGCAUCAGGAUACUGACCAUAGCAGCAUCACCACCCAGCAUCAGGAUACUGACCAUAGCAGCAUCACCACCCAGCAUCAGGAUACUGACCAUAGCAGCAUCACCACCCAGCAUCAGGAUACUGACCAUAGCAGCAUCAGGAUACUGACCAUAGCAGCAUCACCACCCAGCAUCAGGAUACUGACCAUAGCAGCAUCACCACCCAGCAUCAGGAUACUGACCAUAGCAGCAUCAGGAUACUGACCAUAGCAGCAUCACCACCCAGCAUCAGGAUACUGACCAUAGCAGCAUCACCACCCAGCAUCAGGAUACUGACCAUAGCAGCAUCACCACCACAGCAUCAGGAUACUGACCAUAGCAGCAUCACCACCCAGCAUCAGGAUACUGACCAUAGCAGCAUCACCACCCAGCAUCAGGAUACUGACCAUAGCAGCAUCACCACCCAGCAUCAGGAUACUGACCAUAGCAGCAUCACCACCCAGCAUCAGGAUACUGACCAUAGCAGCAUCACCACCCAGCAUCAGGAUACUGACCACAGCAGCAUCAGGAUACUGACCACAGCAGCAUCACUACACAGCAUCAGGAUACUGACCAUAGCAGCAUCACCACCCAGCAUCAGGAUACUGACCAUAGCAGCAUCAAGAUACUGACCAUAGCAGCAUCACCACCCAGCAUCAGGAUACUGACCAUAGCAGCAUCAGGAUACUGACCAUAGCAGCAUCACCACCCAGCAUCAGGAUACUGACCAUAGCAGCAUCACCACCCAGCAUCAGGGUACUGACCAUAGCAGCAUCACCACCCAGCAUCAGGAUACUGACCAUAGCAGCAUCACCACCCAGCAUCAGGAGAACUGAGUUCAGUAGAAUCUGGUCUCACAGCGCUGACUGCUGUUCUGGAACCUUCUGUUCUCUGUUUGUUCCUGUUUUCCUUUUGUUUGUUUAGUUCAUUUUUUUCUUUCAAACUGUUGUAUAUUGUUUCUGUGAAAAUGAUGUAUUUAUUUUAUAGGAGCUGUAAAUGCGAUGAUGUUCCAGAUCAAAUGUAAAUGUGACUUGUACAGUUUGCUAAAUGAUGAGUUGUGAGACGGAUGCCGUUUCCUACAUUGAGACAGUUACUGUGAGAGGAAACCGACUUCAGCUGUCGCCGAGAACUCUGGGAGUCGCUGCUGAAUUCGUCCUCAUGCCAUAUCUUUUAAAAACCAACUGCCAAACUAUUCUAUUGUAUGAAAGCGUGUACAGUUGUAUUAUGUAAAAGACUCAAUGGAUGAUACACUUCAGCAUUUUAUUAAGAAGUAUUCACUGUAAAAUGGAGACAUUUACACACAAAAUAAUUUAUUCACAUUUUGAAGUUUAAACGAUAACAAUUGUGUAAAUAUAUACAUAUAUACAUUCACUGAUGUAUUUUUUAAAACAUGGCUUGCUUCAAUUUGUAAUUUUAAAAGUGCAAGUGUUAUAUGCUUUGUACAUUGAAGUUCAAAGGGGUUUUACAUUUUCCAUUAAAAUGGAUUCAUC
Molecule: messenger RNA, 13943 nt
Organism: Oncorhynchus masou masou (cherry salmon)
Lineage: Eukaryota; Metazoa; Chordata; Actinopteri; Salmoniformes; Salmonidae
Product: probable JmjC domain-containing histone demethylation protein 2C
Biological process (GO): regulation of transcription by RNA polymerase II
Cellular component (GO): chromatin; histone deacetylase complex
Molecular function (GO): transcription coregulator activity; histone H3K9 demethylase activity; chromatin DNA binding
Source: RefSeq, a predicted model, not a curated record